Messenger RNA from Oryza brachyantha (malo sina), 1098 nucleotides. RefSeq lists its product as uncharacterized. The record is from RefSeq and is a predicted model, not a curated record. The coding region runs from base 131 to 715 and encodes 194 amino acids. The transcript has 3 exons. NCBI's taxonomy places the organism in Eukaryota, Viridiplantae, Streptophyta, Magnoliopsida, Poales, Poaceae.
GCUGAGCUGCAGCUCCGGCCACGACGCCGUCCUCUUCAGCUCCGUCGAAGCGAGCGAGCCGCGCGGGCCAUCGGUGGCGCUGCCGAAGACGAGGUGCGUGCUGGCUGGGUGGUAGUAGAGGAGGGCGGCGAUGGGGAACUGCCAGGCGGCGGAGGUGGCGGCGGUGGUGAUCCAGCAUCCGGGCGGCAAGGUGGAGCGGCUCUACUGGCCGGCCACCGCGGCGGACGUCAUGCGCAGCAACCCCGGGCACUACGUCGCCCUCGUGUUGCUCCGCGUCUCGUCUUCCUCCUCCUCCUCCUCCUCCGGCGGCGGCGGCGGCAAGGUCGAACACUCCGCCGCCGCCGUCGUGGACGAAUCCGGAGGGGCGGCCAAGAUCACCAGGAUCAAGCUGCUCAAGCCCAAGGAGACGCUGCUCCUCGGCCAGGUCUACCGACUCGUCACCUCCCAAGAGGUGACCAAGGCGCUGCAGGCAAGGCGACAGGAGAAGAUGCGCCGGUGCAAAGAGGUGACCGACCCCCACCCCCACCGGCAACCGCAGACCGGCGACUCUGCCACCGCCGCCGCCGCCGCCGCCAGCGAAGAACAGAGGAGACCCUCCGACCACGAGGACCGAACGCCGGCGGAGAAAGACCGGCACCGGAGCAACGCCGCCGCCGCCGGCAGAGGGCGGAACUGGCGGCCGUCGCUGCAGAGCAUCUCCGAGUCGGCGAGCUGACACGUGCAGGGCCGGAUCAUGACACACGGCUCGAUCAUACUGCAAUUAGUACAGAGUGGGGUUUGGUUUAAUUUGGUAGAAAUGUACAUUAGUUGGAGGAGAGUUUCUUCUUGGUAGGCCAGUGAAAGAACUCCCCAGCUUCAGAGUAGUUUGCUGCUACUGCUAGGAUCGAUCAUCAAAUCAGUUCAUCAGCAUGAGCUCUGCUUCCUGCUGAUUCAGACAUGAACUACAGAAAAUUCCAUGGCGUGAUCUCUUUGUUGUUCGAUCCGCUUGGUCUCUUGGAACAGAAAAAAGAAGAAAAAACAGGUCGAUGUAAUUGUAUCUGCCUCACAGCUGAAAUAGAAUUUCAAGAUGCUACAGGGCCAUGCAUCCCUUUAGCCAUA